AUGUCUCCCUCCGAGGUGGUAAUAGACGACGUCACUCCCUCAGAAACUCCAAAACCAGACGAGUCCUUAAAUGCUCCAACUCCUGUUCCGCCCAUGUCAUCCCCGAGCCCCUUUCCACUUCAUAACCCCUCCCACGAAGAGCAUCAAUAUCUCAACUUAAUCCGUUCAAUCCUGGCAACAGGUGAGAACCGUUCUGAUCGUACUGGGACAGGCACCCGCUCCCUUUUCGCGCCCCCACAACUCCGUUUCUCCCUCUCAAAACCCGGUUCUUCCUCCCCGUCAUCUCGUACCCCAAUCUUGCCCCUCCUGACCACCAAACGCGUCUUCCUCCGCGCAGUUCUUGGUGAACUUCUCUGGUUUAUAUCGGGCUGCACGUCCUCUCUUCCCCUUAGCAAAGCUGGAAUCAAGAUCUGGGAUGGGAACGGAAGCCGUGAAUAUUUGGACUCCGUAGGCCUUUCACAUCGUGCAGUGGGCGACCUAGGACCUGUGUACGGGUUCCAAUGGCGGCAUUUCGGCGCCGAAUACAUCGAUGCGCAGACAGACUAUAUGGGUCAAGGUGUAGAUCAGAUUGCAGAGGUGGUACGAAAGCUAAGGGAGAACCCAUAUGAUAGACGAAUUAUCCUGAGCGCAUGGAAUCCGGCGGAUUUGAAGAAGAUGGCGUUACCGCCUUGCCACAUGUUUGCGCAGUUCUACGUCUCUUUCCCAUCUCAUGGAGGUAAUACUGAAAGUGGACAUGAGAAGGGAAAGGGAACUUUGUCAUGUCAGCUUUACCAGAGAUCAUGCGAUAUGGGCCUUGGAGUGCCGUUUAAUAUUGCCUCGUAUGCGCUGCUGACGCAUAUGCUGGCACAUGCGGCUGAUUUGUAUCCCGGAACGUUGAUACAUACCAUGGGCGAUGCGCAUGUCUAUUUGGAUCAUAUUGAGGCAUUGCAGGAGCAGCUGAAGAGGGAGCCGGUGGAUUUUCCUGAGCUGGUGAUUAAAAGGGAUGAUCGAGGCAGUGGCGUUAUGGAUGGGUGGAAGGAAGAGGAGUUUGAGGUUGUGGGGUAUAAACCCCAUAAAGGAAUUAAAAUGAAGAUGAGUGUUUAG
Molecule: messenger RNA, 1083 nt
Organism: Paracoccidioides brasiliensis Pb18
Product: thymidylate synthase
Exons: 1
Coding region: 1-1083 (360 amino acids)
Biological process (GO): dTMP biosynthetic process
Cellular component (GO): cytosol; mitochondrion
Molecular function (GO): thymidylate synthase activity
Source: RefSeq, a predicted model, not a curated record